This is a messenger RNA of Cherax quadricarinatus, 2827 nucleotides long. It is a transcript of the gene HemK1, whose product is annotated as HemK methyltransferase 1. NCBI's taxonomy places the organism in Eukaryota, Metazoa, Arthropoda, Malacostraca, Decapoda, Parastacidae. The record is from RefSeq and is a predicted model, not a curated record. Gene Ontology annotation, molecular function: protein methyltransferase activity; nucleic acid binding. Gene Ontology annotation, biological process: protein methylation. Gene Ontology annotation, cellular component: mitochondrion.
UUGAUAAGACACUUGUGCCACAAUAGGGGAUCUUUAUUCUGAAUAAAGAUACCCAAAUGUGGCACAAGUGUCUCAUUUAUGAUCAUUUUGUGGAAGUAUAAAGUGAGAGAAGAGUCAGGUUAAUAGUUUAGUUGAUCAUGACGGUUGAUGUUGGUCAGUCAGGCUUCACUACUCCUAUUCAUGAUGCCACUUCCAGUGUGUCUUCGGAGGUUCUUCAGCAUAAUAAAAGACAGACGUGGUUCAGUAUAUCAUAAUUCCUGUAUUUGCAAAAAUAAUUUAUCUUAUUACAAUGUUCAAGAUAAAACAUUAAAUAACAUUUUAAAAAAUUGUAUAAAUUUUUACAGGGAUGUGCCAUCCCAUUUUGAAAUGACACACUUUCACAAACCUUCCACUUCUCAAAACAUAUCACAAAGGCACCUAAUGAAGAAUUCACACAGAUUACCUCAAAGUUAUACAAGAUUUAGUCCAGCAAGGGGAAUGAGUAUGAAGCACUUUCCCUGUGCACUUUACCAGAGACUGACACAGACUGGCCUGAGUCACAGAGCUUACACAACUGGAUCAUUCACUGUGAAGGACACAUUAAUUGACUGGAGAGGGAAGCUGGAGGCUGCUCAGGUGCCAGAAGCAGAUCUGGCUGUUGAGCACAUAAUGUCUCACAUUCUUGGAGUACCACAAAAGGAGCUGGAAAAACUCACUUCAAUAGUACUGUCUAAGGAAAUACUGACGGAAGUGGAUCGGUUAAUGACAUGUAGACUUGCAAGAAUGCCAUUACAGUAUAUACUUGGUGAAUGGGACUUCCAUUCAGUAACUCUAAAGAUGCGGCCGCCCGUAUUUAUUCCUCGUCCUGAAACAGAACAAUUGGUUGAAUUGGCCUUGGAAUGCUUGCAGGGAAUACACACGCCUCGAGUGUUAGAAAUUGGCUGUGGCUCAGGAGCUAUUAGUCUAUCUCUUCUUCACUCUAUUAAUAAUCUUCAGUGUGUAGCAUUGGAUCAGAGCAAACAUGCUAUUGAGCUAACCAAGCUAAAUGCAUCCAAUAUUGGGGUUAAUGAUCGAUUAUUAUUAGUGGAAGGAAAAGUAACAAGCGAGAUGAUGCCGUGUUUGCCUCUAGUACACUUCCAUCUUAUCGUAUCUAAUCCACCAUAUGUUCUAAGAAAAGACCUGUUAAAUGUGCAACCAGAAAUUAAGAUCUAUGAGGAUAUGCGGGCCCUAGAUGGAGGGAAAGAUGGUCUGGAUAUGAUUAAGGCAAUUCUAAUACACAGUCAUCGUCUUCUUUUGGAUAAACAUUCAGUGAUUCUUGAGGUGGAUCCCUGUCAUCGCUAUCUUAUUCCUGUGUGGUUGGAAAAACAACCCAGUUUAAAGGUAAAAUUUACAGAAGUUUUUAAAGAUUUUAAUGGAAAAGAUAGGUUUAUAAAAUUUGUAAAGUCUUAAUAAACUGUUAUAAAAAAAAUUUAUAUUUAUCAGCUUCAUGCUGAGGUCCUCUUCGGGAAACUUGAAAAAAAAUAAAAAUGAGAUAAAGCUUGUGUACAUUCAGCACGGCCUAAAUUGGUGGAAGGAAAAGGUAACGUUAAAGCAUUCCUAGUGAUAUCAUCUAGGUUCCACUGGCUUCUGGCUGCAAACCUUCUGAAUAGUUUGAUAAAGUUUCAGCAGAGGCUUUGUGAAAUGUUGAAAUCAAGUAGUGGUUACAAUCCAAGCCAUCUCGAGGAUUUUGUGUUUGUACAUACAAUUUGGGCUACAGUAUAUAUAAUAGAAACAUCAUUCCUUCAUUUGAGGUGCCUUGAUGCUGGUAAAUCUUUCUUAAUUCAAGGAAUUGGAGCUGCAUCUUUCCUCAUUUUCUGAUAUCCCUGUUCCUUAUUGGGGUUUACAAUUUCUAACCUUGUCUUUUCAUUCUUGUGAUAUUGGUCUCUGCUGCAAAGUAUUUUGUAUGUUAUUUCUCCAAAAUCGAGAAACUUUUUUCUUUUGUAGCUCAAUCCCCUCAACUCUGGUACCAGUCUUCAUACAGUCUUUUGACCUUUUUCAAGUUCAAAAUUUGUUUUUAUGUCAGAACAGAACUAAAGGAAUGAAAGUGCAUCUGUAAGGAAACUAAUGUUUUGGUCACUGUGAUCUGAAAACCAGUAUCAACAUAUCCCAUAGAGAGUUCAGCAUAAGUUUCUAAUGUAAUUAAAUAUCAGCAUUCAUGAUUCAGGGAAACCGGUUAUUUUUAUAUAGCCGGACUUGAGUUCUGGAAAUGGGAAGUACAAUGCCUGCACUUUAAAGGAGGGGUUUAGGAUAUUGGCAGUUUGGAGGGAUGUGUUGUGUAUCUUUAUACGUAUAUGCUUCUAAACUGUUGUAUUCUGAGGACCUCUGCAAAAUAACAGUGAUUGUGUGAGUAAGGUGAAAGUGUUGAAUGAUGAAAGUAUUUUCUUUUUGGGGAUUUUCUUCUUUUUGGGUCACCCUGCCUCGGUGGGAGACGGCCGACUUGUUAAAAAAAAUGAUUUGAAGUUAGAAGAAGCAUUCACGAGUUACAGUAUUGCAUGGAAACUCUUAUUUCAGCUUCUUCAGUAAAGAUGACAAAUUGGCACUUAGCCAAAAUCCAAUUCAGACCUUCCACUAUUCAGAAGGAUUCUCUAGUUAUUGCACAGGAAACAAUAUAUGUACAUACUGGAAUACACCAGCACUAAGUUUGAAGCCACUUAGAAGAUGCAGUCUUGAGUUAUUGGCAUUGAAGGUUUAAAAUGCUUAAAUAAGGCAUUCAGAAAUUAUACAAAUCAGUGCAUCCAUUUUAAAUUUAUCAUUAUCAGGGUGACUUGAGUCACAGCCAUUAGUCAAAUAUCUAUUACUUACCACUAUC